AUUUAGCUAGCUGGGUAGAAAUUUCCUUCAGACACGGGUUAAAGUUACUUAUGAGGAAGAAAUGGCUGGAAUGGGAGUCUAUAAACUGGACAACGACGGAGAAAGUUUCCCUUCAAACUGUUUUCCGAUAAGACCGUUUUUUCAGAGGAAAGAAGGUACAGGACACUGGCUAGUAGCCCACAGAAGCAGCAUGGAGAAAAGCUACAGAAAAUCCAAAAAGAAAAAAUCAGCAGAACCAUCUGUUUUGUCAGAAAGUGACAGAUUUGAGCUCAGGACUCUAAAAGGUGCAGACAACACCCUAAAUGGACAACUUUUGAUGGCGAUGCACUGUGUUGACAAGCCAUCUGACCUGUGCUCUGUUGACAUAAGUGAAAAGAAGCUUCAGCUGGUUGAACUACAGGGUUUAGAGGAAUUUGAUAGUGUUGCUUACAUCAAUGCCUCAGACAAUUGUUUGACCUUAGAGGCUUUUAGCAGGUUCCCUGCACUGAGGGAGCUGGAGCUGUCUUUGAAUGGCCUUUGCACUUUGGAAGUUACUGCUGAAGGUUUCCCUAGAUUAGAGGUUUUGGACCUAUCCUAUAAUAGCAUAUCAGCUGAUGGUAUAUUAGCUGUUGGCCUGCUACCACAUCUAAAGGUGCUUCAUCUAACUGGAAAUAGCUUGAAAAUGCUUCCACCUAACAUGGCUGGCCCUUAUACAACGCCUGAUGAAAUGGCUCCUCAGUCCAGCUCACUGUUUGGGAGUCUUGAAGUGUUAAUGCUAGAUGACAACAAACUGUCUUCUCCUGGAGUUUUUAGAAGCCUUGCAAAUCUCAAAAGACUUCAGCAUUUAAACUUAGAAGGAAAUUACAUUUCUGAGGUCCCUUAUCUUGAAGAAAUGCCAUUGAUGCAACUACCAAAUGCCUCGGUUGUGGAGACAAAGGGCAGUACAGAGGAUGCGAAUAGGACAAAAUGGCUUCCUGAUCUGCAAGUGGACCGACAAGAGCUUGUAAAUUGUGCAAAUGAGGAGGACAAGGAGGCUAGGCUGUCUUCCAAAGAUUUCUCCCCACCGUUUCUGCAGCUUCAAUAUCUAAAUUUGGCCAGCAACGAGAUAGCUGAAGAAGAGGCAUUGUUGGCUGUGGCAUUGUUUCCUAUGCUCAGUGAGCUUGUUAUUCACUCAAAUCCACUGACUACACAGAGGAGCGGUGACCCACCAGUAUUGACCCGUUUUCUUCAAAGCAGAUUGGGUAUUAAUAUUCAACGCAAGAAGUCUGCUAAUAUUGUUAAGCCCCAUAUCAUGCUCCCUGUCAAACGAAAGCAGGUCGAAACUAAAAUCCCAAAGGUGCCAAAGGUUCCCUUGAUCACAACAGCCCUCACUGUGGAGAUGCGGGAAAACGUUGCUGCAGCCAGCGCAUCUGAACUUUUGGAAGAUACAGAAAUCCGGCAGACUGAAGAACCAUUCUUUGUAACAGAGGUUAAUGGCUGGCUUGAAACUGGUUAUCAGGAAAAAACACAGGAGACAGAGAACCUUCCUUACAUUUUAAGACAAGAUACCAAAGGCUGUGCCAAGAAUCUCACAGACUGUGAAGCCCUACUGGAUGAUAAUCUGGACAUUGACAUGCCUGAACCAGUCGGAAUCCAACAAAGUGUAAGAGCUCUGGAGUAUGCACUCAAGAACCUCCUUGUGUACAGAGAUUCUAAAGCAAAUCUGGAUCAUCUUCAAAGACCAUGUAGGGAACAGCCAAAACAGAAAAGGAAUAUGCCUCCUGUUAAACCAUACAACCUAAAAAGAGAGAAAGUUAAAGAAAUCCUCACUGAAAUAAAGGAGAGUAAAACAGUUCUUGAAGUCCCUCUAGACAAAGUCAUCAGAAGCAAAAACACAUACAGAAACGAAUAUGAAGAGGCACUAAUCUUACUGAAAGAUAUGAAGACAAAGUACAAGACGGUCCAUUUGAAAGCAGUGGAGCAAGCAGCACAGUUUGAGAUCAUCAGUCAGUCCAGUGGAAAGUGAAAGGAACACCACUUUUCAUUAAAGCCACAAUCAGGGACUGGUAAAACUAUUUUGUUUGCAUUAAUGUUAUGUAUAUUUCCUUUGGUGUUUAUACGUUAUGAAUAUUGUACUUUUUGGGCAGCUGUUUUUAUUUUAUUGUGGAGCGCUAUUCACACUGUCCGCCCGAUGACUGCUGGGAUAGUCUCCAGCACCC
Molecule: messenger RNA, 2177 nt
Organism: Pygocentrus nattereri (red-bellied piranha)
Lineage: Eukaryota; Metazoa; Chordata; Actinopteri; Characiformes; Serrasalmidae
Gene: xrra1
Product: X-ray radiation resistance associated 1
Exons: 18
Coding region: 62-1984 (640 amino acids)
Cellular component (GO): nucleus
Molecular function (GO): protein binding
Source: RefSeq, a predicted model, not a curated record